CAGUGUGAUUCCAGCUGAGUGGGUGAAAAGGAAGAGAGCGAGGGAGACAGAGAGAGGGAGAGCAAAAGAGAGAUAGAAAGAGAGCCAGUCUUUGUACCUCACUCCAAGCUGCUCCAGCAGCCCGGGCCGAUAUUCUUGGCUUGGAUGCAGCACUCAUGACAGGAUUAGGAGCCUGGGACACUGGACCAACUGCAGAUCCGCAGGUUCUAGUUGACCAACCCGGGCCAGAUUCUCACCCUGCACGGCUCUGACCGGCCUCCUGUGUCCCUCCAACAUUAUUUGUGACAGAGAACCCUCCUCACCUCCCCCGCCAUGCAUCUCCUUACCGCAGUUCUCCUCCUGCUGCUCCUUGGGUCAGCUGAACCUCGGAGAGUCCCGGGGUCAAAGGCCACAGAGAGGGGUGCCGGGGGUCGUGUGCGAGGCAGAGGAAGGGCCGGCGUCAUGAGGCGUCAAACUCAGGAAUGCAAGGAGUACAUGGAGGCCGGGGAGAAGUACCUGGACUGCCAGGACAGGCAGCUGACCUUUGUGAGGCAGGACUGGCCCAAAGACAUCCAACAUCUUCUGCUGGCCAGAAAUAAGAUUCAGAUUUUACGGGAUAACAUGUUCGAGCAGUUCACCCAGCUGAAGAGCCUGGACCUUCAGCAGAACGUCAUCUCGGUGAUCGAAGACGACGCGUUCAGCGGCCUCUCCCAGCUCACAACCCUCCUCCUCCAGCACAACCGCAUCAGGUCGGCCUCGGAGGAAGUCCUCCUUCCGCUCCCCCGCCUCACCUACCUCCGGAUUUUUGACAACCCCUGGAGCUGCCGCUGCCCGCUCGACAGCCUGGUCAGGACCCUGCAGGUGCCCAGCAAUCGAAACCUGGGCAACUACGCCAGGUGUGCCGAGCCUCGCUCUCUGAAGGGCCAGAAGCUAAAAAAGCUGAAGGCGGACUUCCUGUGUGCCGAGGACAACAGGCCGGAGAAACCCCAGCCAGGACGUCCCAUAGUUCGGACAGACGCCGUGUCCAUUUGUCAUCUCAAAUAUCCCAGGCUCCUGCUGGACUGCACACACAAAGAUCUGAAUCAAAUUCCACCGGAGCUGCCGUUGGAAAUAGUGGGGAUGGACAUGUCCAAUAACAUCAUCACACAUCUCAGGCCCAAACAAUUCCUGCUGUCUAAAGAACUCAAGCUGCUCAACCUCAGCAGCAACAACCUGCAACACAUAGACACAGCUGCUUUUGCAGGCCUGCUGUACCUCCGUGAUCUCGACCUGUCCAACAACAGCCUUCAUUACUUCCAGUACGGCGUGCUGGAGGACCUGUACUUCCUACGGAGGCUGACGCUGGACAACAACCCGUGGAUCUGCGACUACAACAUCCACUACUUGGUCUACUGGCUCAAGCACCACCCUAGCGUCUCGUACACGGGCCUGGUCUGCUCGCAGCCGCUGGAGUUCAGGGGCUGGCAAGUGGAAGACUACGUCAAAACCUACAACGGGGAAUGUCCUGUGGAUAAACCGACGGAGGGGAACGACACUGGGCAGGAAGGACAAGGAGGGUCAGAGAAUGAGGCGAUUGGGGAUAUGGGCGAGGGACAAGGGCAGCUUCUACCCCAACCCAUAAAGGAGAAGAAGGAGAAUGGUUUUGAGAUCAUCAGGCUGAGCUAAAAUUGAACCGGUGUGGUUAUACGCUGAGAGAAAUUUUAACAUGACGAUUGACAUGCAGGUCAGAGGUCAACAUAGAUUAAUAAAGUGGGAUUGGGUGAUUAAAUGUUUGAGGAAAAAGUAAUGUGAAGUACAACAAUGGGGUAAAAUCAUUCGUAAGCAACAUCCUUUUUAAGUAGCGGAAAACUCAUGCAGGAGGUUAACAUUUUAUUUUUAACGUUCAUCUGUUUCACUGUCAAGUUGUUAUGUUUUUCAAGGCAUUGAUAAGGAGACCUAAAUUUCUAUUUAUCUUAUUCCAAAUUCAGUCUGUUUAGGUUGCAAAACCCUAGUCUGAAGCUACUCUCUUUUUUUCUUUUACAGUAACUUUGGGCUCGGGAUAUGUACUUUUUUUGGUUUUUGUUUAUUUUACCAUUUGUUUUUUUUUUGUUUUUUUUCCACAUUAAUGUCUGUCAUUUUCUGCCUGUUUUCUGGAAAUAA
Molecule: messenger RNA, 2118 nt
Organism: Poecilia reticulata (guppy)
Lineage: Eukaryota; Metazoa; Chordata; Actinopteri; Cyprinodontiformes; Poeciliidae
Gene: lrrc17
Product: leucine rich repeat containing 17
Cellular component (GO): plasma membrane
Molecular function (GO): protein binding
Source: RefSeq, a predicted model, not a curated record